Plasmodium vivax (malaria parasite P. vivax) is the source of this 1626-nucleotide messenger RNA. RefSeq lists its product as hypothetical. The coding region runs from base 1 to 1626 and encodes 541 amino acids. The record is from RefSeq and is a predicted model, not a curated record. The transcript has 6 exons. NCBI's taxonomy places the organism in Eukaryota, Apicomplexa, Aconoidasida, Haemosporida, Plasmodiidae.
AUGGGGCGAAUUGCCCCCCUGCUGCUCACCCUGGCGGAACUCCUUUUGUACGCACACAAUGCAACAGUCUGUUCUGCGUAUCAUUUGGGAGAAGCGGCGAGGAAGAAGGCUUGCAAAUAUGGUUGCACCGGUAAGGGUAACUCCCUCGUAGAGGCGAAAACCCAAAGCGAGCAGGACUACUUCACCUUAAAGCUGAGUGAACACAACUUCAGGUGGAGUGUGCGCCUGCUGAUGGGGUCGAAGAAGACGCCCCUUCAGUUGGGCGUCGUCACGUCCACCCCCAUAACGGCCCUGUACUGCUCCUACAACGCGAGUGCACGUGAGAGUGACCAAAUGAAGGAUUUAAAAUAUGGGGUAAACGAGUCGGAAGAUGUAAAAUACGUAGGCUGCAAAAGUAGGCAGUGCACUGCUGCACAGCGAGGCAAUUCUUGUGCUCCGAUAAAUCAUUUUCUCAAGAUGAUCCACGAAUUUGGGUUAAGAAAAAAAAAUUGUACCAGUCGAUUUUGCAGCUACAUAAAUGAUAUGAACUUUUUAAAUGUGGACACCCAGUUGGACAAGAGGAACAUGUCCGUGUGUUCGUUCAGCUCGACUGUUGGUUCGGAACACAUAGAGGGUUUUUAUUUUAAAGAUUCUUUUUACCUGCACGAAACGGUUAGAUGCAGCUACAACUACUUCGGCUGCUUAACACAGAGUGACGACUUGACCUUCAAUAAUGCCAUUUCUGGUUUUAUAGGGUUGGCAUAUAACCGUGCAGAUGAUAUGGCUCACUCGAAAGAGUCUCCCUCCAUGAUGCAUACAUUGGUUCAGAAGUCCAUAUCUAAAAGGAACGUCUUUACGUUGUGCUUCGUAGAAGGAGGGGGGUUUGCAUCCUUCGGGGGAGUUAACAAUGAAGCCUUAAGGAAGACCCCCGCUGUAUCUAAACUGCAGAUGAGUUCACAACACCUGGAAGCAGAUGCCCCGCUGGAACUUGUGGCAGACCAGCAAGCCGCUCCGCACCAAAUUGUUUGGCUCGCAUAUUCGGACACUUCCAAGGACACGUACAGCCUCCUCUUGAAGGAGGUCAACCUGGUGUCUGGCUCGAAGCGGGUGGAGAACAGCUACUUCCUCUCCUUCCCAGCGGAAAUCACCGCCAAGCUGAAGACCGCCGUGCACAGCUCCUGCGCGGGCGGGGCCAACACCUGCUCCGAGAUCAUCAACAAGGGGGUGUUCACACUGAAGAACCAGGGCGUGGCGGACUUCCCCGCGCUGGAGCUCGUCUUCGACGACGGGAAGGUGCUGAUCGAGCCCCAGGACUACCUAAUCCACGAAGGCGACGGAGUGUAUAGAGUUUUGCUCAAUUCAGAGGGAACCCUCAAGUUGGGGGUCCCCUUUUUCCUGAACAAGUACCUCAUCUUCGACAAUGAAAGGGGGAAGCUGGGAGUAGGCCCCUCUGAUUGCACCUACAAAAUGAAGGAGACCUUUCCCGGAGUCGACUUGAGCACCCCGGAGGCGGACUCGAAGGGGGACCCCGAGGAUGAGGACUGCACGAGGGAAAGCUUCUUUCAGGCGAACAAGUUAACCAUCCUGGCGCUCACCUCUUUAAGCGUUGUGGGGGGCCUUGUCGGGGGCGUUUUUUUCUUCUGUUAA